AUACCCUGAUCCUGAUAAGUUAAAGUAAUUUGACUUUGACAAUGACAUCAAGUUUCCGCAUAUACCGGUCGUUUUACUCGAUAUGAAGUUCGAGAGUUCGAGAUACGAUAACGACGAGAGAGUUUAUUAAGCGCCAGUCUGACAUGUUCGUACAGGAACUUCAAGAACAUCGUAGAAAAUAAGUGGCGACAACAACGUACAAUGGGCGUCGGCGUGUGGCGCGCGGUAGUGUUGUGUGCGCUGGUGGGGCUGGCGGGGCUGCCGGGGCUGGCGGGGCUGCAGGGGCUGCAGCCCGAGCCGCGGCCGUGGCGCGCGCUGGGCGCGGCGGCCGCCUUCCGGCUGGAGACCACGCUGCAGCUCAACGACGCGGCGCGCGCCAGCAAGGAGGUCGGCUACAAGCUGCGCGCGCGCCUGCUACUGCGCCCGCGCUGGGCGCGCGAUUCGUCCGAGUACUUGCUGGAGUUCCAGUUGCUCUCUCCCAAGCUGUAUCUCAGAGGCAAGAACGUGAAUGCCGACUUCAUGCCAUACGACUCGGUGUGGGACUCUGUCGGGGACACCACCUUCUAUGCACACUGGAGCCACGGAUUGAUCAAAGAAGCUUAUCUCAACCCUGAUGAGUUAACAGAUGUGGCCAAUUACCAGAAAGCAAUAAUUAGUCUGUUUCAGUUUCAAAUGUUGAGCGGAGAACAUAAUGAGACAGACGUGUCGGGCUCCUGUGAUGUACUCUAUGAAAGUAUUUCUGGAGAUGUGUUCAGGAAAAUAAAGAGACGCUGCUUGGGAGACGAAGAAGCCGGAGUAGUCAGUGCUCGGCGACUGGCGCGCUACUCCUUGAGCGGGGAGCGGCUCGGGGCGCUGCAUGCAGAGGAACUGCUGGCCGUCGGACACGCACAGCUCGGGCUCAAGCUGCGCUCCUGGCACUCGCUGCAGGCCGACGAGGCCGCGGCGCCCGCGCCCGGCCCCGCGCCCGCCGCCGACCUGGGCGCCGACCUGGCCGCCGCGCUGGCGCUAGUGCCCGCCGGGCUGCGCGCGGAGCCGCUGAGCCUGCGCCCCGCUGUCAUCCUCCCGCACGCUGGCGCCCCCGAUGGCCGCAUCCUCACCGUCACAUUGCAAAUGAUGCCACCUUAG
This is a messenger RNA of Spodoptera litura, 1125 nucleotides long. RefSeq lists its product as uncharacterized. Lineage: Eukaryota; Metazoa; Arthropoda; Insecta; Lepidoptera; Noctuidae. Gene Ontology annotation, cellular component: Golgi apparatus; basolateral plasma membrane; endoplasmic reticulum. The record is from RefSeq and is a predicted model, not a curated record. Gene Ontology annotation, biological process: lipoprotein metabolic process; lipid transport.